This is a messenger RNA of Polyodon spathula (Mississippi paddlefish), 3041 nucleotides long. RefSeq names its product SPRY domain-containing SOCS box protein 1. Gene Ontology annotation, cellular component: SCF ubiquitin ligase complex. Gene Ontology annotation, biological process: proteasome-mediated ubiquitin-dependent protein catabolic process. The coding region runs from base 542 to 1363 and encodes 273 amino acids. The transcript has 3 exons. The record is from RefSeq and is a predicted model, not a curated record. Gene Ontology annotation, molecular function: protein binding. NCBI's taxonomy places the organism in Eukaryota, Metazoa, Chordata, Actinopteri, Acipenseriformes, Polyodontidae.
GAAACUGAAUCCUGAUCCACGAUGUGAAGAGCUCCUGUCUGGUAUUGAAUGUACACUGCAGGAAUGUCAUUGUUUUACCAGAAUUCAGUCUCGAGUGUUCUGCACUACAAGCUCCUCCUGGGCUGUAUCUGCCUCUGGAAACUAAGUGACUGUCCUGUUUUUUCUACAGCGGUUGUGAAUGUCUGUUUGGUUUCUUUCCUGCGUGUACUGUCAGAGUAGGAGAAAAGGAACGGUUCUGAAGGAGGUUAUUUCAGACCUGCUUUGUGCAGGUGGUCCCUUCUGCCUGUGAAAUGCUUUCAUGUGUUUUUGAUUUUUUGGGUACGUGUAUGCAGAAACUUUUCCUGUGCAAGCAACAAGAGAGCGGACUAGUCUAUCCUUUCAGCUGAGUCUCUCUCUAGGUGAUUAUUGACUGGCCCCCUCUUUGACCCAGUGUCCUAGCAACCUGCACAGAACUUGCUGACGACCACCAACUGAUUUUGGAGGAUAAGGUGGUGGAGGCGGAGUUACUGGCUUUUAUAGGGGAGAAGUGGGCAGCUUGAACAUGGGGCAGAAAGUUCCAGGAGGGAUUAAGACUGUUGAUAUGAGGGACCCGGCUUUCAGACCGCUCAAGCUUGAGCUGCAGGCUCUUGACUACACUAAGCCUGCACGAUUGGACAUGCUUUUAGACAUGCCGCCUGUUCCUCACUCUGUGCAGCUACUGCACUCGUGGAACAACGACGAUCGCUCCUUAAACAUCUUUGUAAAAGAAGAAAACCAGUUAAUAUUUCACCGGCAUCCGGUGGCACAGAGCACAGAUGGGAUCAGAGGUAAAGUAGGGUACACCAGAGGACUUCACGUGUGGGAGAUCUGCUGGGCAAUGCGACAGAGAGGCACGCAUGCGGUUGUGGGAGUUGCAACGUCGGAAGCUCCUUUGCAUUCGGUAGGAUACACGGCACUAGUCGGGAAUAACCACGAAUCCUGGGGCUGGGAUCUCGGGAGGAACAAACUGUGUCACGACGGCAAGAGUCAACCAUGUAAAACGUACCCAGCUUUCCUGGAACCCGACGAGACCUUCAUUGUACCAGAUUCCUUGUUGGUGGUGUUGGACAUGGACGAGGGGACACUCAGUUUCAUUGUGGACGGACAGUAUUUAGGAGUCGCUUUUGCAGGACUGAAGGGUAAAAAACUCCACCCUGUAGUAAGUGCUGUCUGGGGACACUGUGAAAUCCGAAUUCGUUACAUAAAUGGACUUGAUCCUGAACCACUGCCACUGCUGGACCUCUCUCGUCGUUCGGUGCGGGUCGCCCUUGGGAAGGAACGCUUGAAUGAAAUCCAUGCACUCCCCUUGCCAGCGUCCCUUAAGAACUAUCUACUCUACCAAUGAUUUGGAGUGCCUGUGGUAGAACCAGCUGGGCUGUGCGGGAGACAGGCACCAGAAGCCGCUGUCCCUCUGAUUUGCUUGUCGUCUUUUAACCAGGUCCAUGGUGACUUCCCACCUCUUCAGCCUAUUUAUUUGCUCAUUGGCCGUUCGUUGCUAGAAACAUCACUCGAACUGCUACUUUUCCUUGUCUUCCUGUAUUUUAGUUCUUGUCAUGGCUUGCUCAAACAUAUGGAUCCUUUUUUUUUUUUUUUAAACAAAUUUGGGCUUGACAGUUAACUGCUGUAGAGCCUGAAAACAGAACUAGAUGGCAUCCAUGUCUCUUUGUAACUGAGAAAUGGGUUGCUAAGAUUCCAGUUUUGGGGGUGGAGGGUACAUUUUAUCACCUUUUUUUAAAUAGGGCUAAUUUUAUUUGUGGGGUGUCAUUUUUAUAAUCCAUUGAGAAACCAGGUGGACUGUUUGCAAUGUGUUUUUGUGGAUUCCUGUCAAUGAGUAGUUGGUUAGCGUCUAUCGAUAUGGUUCUGCUGUUUUUAAUGGUCCUUUCAAACCUCUUGGUGCAUUCUCGAAUGGUAGAGUUGCCUCCCUGUUUUUUAGCUGAUUUGAGCUUUUAGAAAGCCUACUAGUCCUUCAAAUUCAGUUUAAUUUUUUGAACACAUGCUCCUAGUUCCAGAAAGUUUUUGCCAAGUAGUUCUGCUUAUUGCUUUGUGUUGCGUGGAACUCCAAAAAUAUUGCCCAAUUUGGAAGUCAUGUGGCUUGGCUUUAUUGGAACAGCCAGUGCAGAUAGACCAGAGUUGAGGAAUUUCUUCCAGGUUGUAUGAAACUCCCAGUCUGACUAAUUCUAGGGGCAUGAACACCAAUGGAAAGACUGGAAAAGGAGCUUCUCAAAAUGAAUAUUGUUUUGCUCUGUGAGCUCAUUGGGUCACCCACAGCGCCAUGUUGGCUUUUGCAAUAUCCAAGCUCUCUAAGAGGCAGGGCGUUGUAUUGACUAGUUUAAAGAAGUCUCAUUCAGGGACUUGAUGCCUCGGAAGUAGUCCCAUGAUUCUGGUAUGCUGCAGGGCUCUGCAAUGCCCAACUUUGUUUUGGAAUGCAAGUUAUUUUUUUUUCCUUAUGGUGCCUGUGUGGCGGACACUACAACUAACUCGUCAAUCAGGAAUCCUUCUGCCCUAUCUUUUUAAUUUUUAAAAAUAAAUCGAGCACACUUGGAUGUUCUGGCAUGACACUUAAAUGAAAAGGAAUUUUGCUAUCAAUUUGUUUUUAACUGUGCCUGUAAAGAAGUGCAAGGUUUUUAAUUUUGGCACAAAGGAUUUAAGUUUUUAUAUAUGUCCAGCUGCUGCAGAGUGAGAAUGCCCCUUUCUGCAAGGGUCCAGAAUGGUUCAGCAACAAGAUAUUUGAUUCUUGGGUCCAAAAAACAAACUUUUUAUUCCUGUCCUGCAGACCUUAUUAAUUAACUGUCCCAGGGAGCAGGUGAUUAAGUUGCACACAUGAUCUUUGUAUGUAUCUUUGUUGUAUUGUCACCACUGUGAAUCCUCUUUGUCCAGUUGCGAUGCUUGUACACAGUCCUGAUUUUCUGGGUCUUUAAUCAGUUUACUCAUUUUCCAGGCCUGUACAGUUGGAUCUUUAAUUUCCUUUUUAUUAUAUGCUGUAGAUAAUGUUUGUAACUACCUAAUAAAGUUUAUUAAGUUAA